Molecule: messenger RNA, 1733 nt
Organism: Daldinia loculata
Lineage: Eukaryota; Fungi; Ascomycota; Sordariomycetes; Xylariales; Hypoxylaceae
Exons: 3
Coding region: 460-1518 (352 amino acids)
Molecular function (GO): protein binding
Source: RefSeq, a predicted model, not a curated record
GAUAUUAUUACCUUUUUUAAUCGUUGUUAUGAAGACUUUAAAACCUUGCUAAUCUCAUCUCAUUUUAUUUCUUGGUCCUUCUCAUCUUGCGGACAUCCCCCUUUCCAUUAGGUAACCAACCACAGUAUCCCUAAGACAGUGCGUAAGUGGUAAUGAUACUGUCAAUUUGCACGGAUCAGUGCACGGUCUCGGCCUGUGCCGGACAGCCGGGUUAGCGCGUUGCCUCGUGCCGGAAAACCGAUCAAACCAGUCCAGGGAAUUUCUCCAAACCGUCAUACUUGGCAUUCAAGAAACCCGACCUGUCGCAUUGAAGACCAUCAACAUUUUUUACAUCCUAUCUUUCAAAGGAGAGUCCAUUCGGCGGAAGAUGACGAGCCACUCAUUCAUUCCAUGAUUGAACACACUCUUUACUCUGAUUCCAGCUACGCUGUCUAACCUGUCUAACCUGUCUAACUUCGCAUGAUGAGCACGUCUCCAAGUAUCGAACUCACCACCACCAGCAGCACAAGCUCGAGGCGCGGCCAGGGCCAAGCCGAGAACAGUCGCCGCUAUGCGCCGCGGCGGACAGGAAGCGCAGGAAACGCAGAAGAGUCUGGGCUAGAGUCCCUACCGCUUGAGCUGCAGUACCUUAUCAUCUCUCACCUGGACUUGACGAGCUUGAUCACCCUACGAGAGACAUGUCCGUUGUACCGCCAAGUCAUCACGGCUGAUGUCGUCGGCAAGCAGUUCACUGCCCCGGACGGCGGACACUAUCCCGUCCUGCAGAGCUGCUGCACUGAAUGUCUGUGUAUGCCGGGACUUGAUCGCCUAAUCAUAGAUACGACGCGUCCAAGCCACAUGUGGCGGUCUAUCUGUUUUCGAUGCUGGCGUUAUCGGAUGAGCCGUGAGAACCAGCGCAAGCACUGGCCGCUGGUCCAAAUGGUCAACGGCGACUAUGGCUACAUAUGCCACUUUUGCACCUGGCCGGUGCACAGCGGCGGCUCUAGCAGCCGGAUUAAAAACAUGCAUGCCCCUUGCCGGGUGAGGCGACUCGUCGUAGUUAUAUCAUGGCUAAUCAUGGCCAUCAUACAAUUCGGCCUCGGCAUGCUGGCUGCUGUGCUAGCGUGGACCAUGUUCCGGAAUACGUCAGCAGUUUUAAUACCUGCUACCAUCGAUUUCUGUCUAGCGGUGAUAGCAGUAAUGAUAUUCGUGGUCCGUGUAGGCACCACGAACGAAGUCACGUACACGCGUGCGCUGGCUGUAGAACUAGUAAUCACGUUCAUCCGCAUCCCCCCCGUUACCUACACCGCACGCGAAACCGUUAUUUCUGAGACGACCCAGGGAGGCCCACUCCCUAAAUUCGGGUUUGGCGUCUUUUUAAUUAACCUAAUAUUCCGGCUUUUAGACACGGUUGGCUACACAUUGCUGAACUGCGGUUAUGACCCACGGAAUAUUUUCCUAGGGCCAAUGCCCUUGAGAAAGAAACUACUCUACGGGUUUUGCACUUUCAUGGUGUGGUUUGCGUUUAUACCAUUUUGAAGACUAAAUAGUUAUAAUAGGUGGCGAAGGCCUCAGGCUUGCCACAUGAACGAUAAUAGCAGCACUAGAUGCUGCAAUGUUAGCGAUUUUGCUAUCGCUUUGAGCGUAUGCCAAUUUACAUCUUCCUCAUUUCCCUACGAUGGGCAUCAUGACCCUAAGGGGUAGUUAGAUUAGCAAAUAGGGAAUCGAACCAUUUUAAGCCAUACGACCUGGCC